UUAAGGCUUCACCAAAAACUUGUAAGCCAAAACCAAGUAGCUACUACUAGAGCGACAUGGAAAGUGGAUUUAGCAAACAAAUUCUCAUCUUCUUUGUUCUUCUUGCAGCCAUUGAUCCCAACAAGAACUCAACCACAGCAACAACAGACCUCAUCCCCAAAGCCACCACCCAAUUCAUCAAAGCCUCAUGCACAGCAACCACCUACCCCAAGCUUUGCUUCACAUCCCUCUCAGCUCAUGCAAACAAGAUCCGAACCAACCCGGAACUCCUAACGAAAACCGCCAUCGACGUAGCCCUUCUCUCGACCGAAACAACGUCGAGCACGGUGGCAAACCUUCUGAAAAGCAAAGGGCAGCUGAGCCGCCGAGAGGUGGGCGCCGUGACCGAUUGCGUGGAGGAGCUGAGGGACUCCAUGGAUAGGCUCAAAAGGUCAGUUAGUGAAAUGAAGAAGCUCAAAGGGGGCGAUGGCUUCGAUUUUGAGAUGACAAUGAGCAAUAUUCAGACAUGGAUAAGCGCGGCAUUGACUGAUGAAGAUGCUUGCAUGGAGGGGUUUGGUGGGCGGUCGAUGGAUGGCUAUGUGAAGGCUUUUGUGAAACAGCAUAUUGAGAUGAUUGCACAUUUGACUAGCAAUGCCUUGGCUUUGGUUAACAAAUUUGCUGAUCUUCAUGGCUAGUUUCUUAUUAGCUAUGCAUGUGUGUUCUAUCUUUGAUCUAUCAAUCAUAUUGUUGUAAAGGGUUUGUAAUGUUUAGUACUAUGGAGUGUGUAAUAAUGCGUGUGAUCUUUUCUUAAUAAGAUUGUUACGGGUGUUUGUGUUUC
Cucurbita pepo subsp. pepo (vegetable marrow) is the source of this 817-nucleotide messenger RNA. The record is from RefSeq and is a predicted model, not a curated record. Lineage: Eukaryota; Viridiplantae; Streptophyta; Magnoliopsida; Cucurbitales; Cucurbitaceae.